AUGGCUGAACUUCUCGUACUUGGCGACAUACAGAAAAUCAUGGCAGUGACUCUUCACAAACAGGCAUCCGUCGCACCGGCCCACAAAGCCAUCGAUGGACUUGACGGCCGCAGUGCUCAGGCAGCAACGCGUCACCCCAUCUGUCGCACUCUUGUUGGCUGUCGCACUCGGUCGGGCAGCGUCAUCCUCGUUCAGCGUCGCACUCGCUUUGCGCCGGGAGGUGCUCGGGCGGAGCGACAUGUCCGAAGGCCAUCAUCAAGGGUAGCCCUUCUUGUUGGUUCGCAGUCGCAACAGCAGCUGGUACCAGGAGGAGAGAACAGAAGACAGCACGAUGGGAUGACACGACAGAGAUCGGGAGAGGAGAGAUCGAGAGAGGAGAGAGCAGCGAAAGUUGAGUCGAGGGAGGGACAAAAGAGAGCGCAGCCCAUGUCGCAGUGGCUUGCAUAUACGAGUGGCGAUACCAUCAUUCGCUGUCGCAGUCCCACGCUGAGAGGCUUCGACGUCAUCAUCCUUUCCGUAUUGGGUGUCGCACUAUUCGUCGCACUCCGCAAUGCGACAAGCUGA
Messenger RNA from Ilyonectria robusta, 564 nucleotides. RefSeq lists its product as uncharacterized. The record is from RefSeq and is a predicted model, not a curated record. The coding region runs from base 1 to 564 and encodes 187 amino acids. The transcript has 3 exons. NCBI's taxonomy places the organism in Eukaryota, Fungi, Ascomycota, Sordariomycetes, Hypocreales, Nectriaceae.